Molecule: messenger RNA, 594 nt
Organism: Arachis duranensis
Lineage: Eukaryota; Viridiplantae; Streptophyta; Magnoliopsida; Fabales; Fabaceae
Exons: 3
Coding region: 1-594 (197 amino acids)
Source: RefSeq, a predicted model, not a curated record
AUGCCUCUCUAUGCUAAAUUCAUGAAAGAGUUGUUGACUAACAAGAGGAAUUGGAAAGAACAGGAGACACUAGUGUUAACAAAGGAGUGCAGUGCUAUUAUUCAACAUAACCUUCUUGAGAAGAUGCAGGAUUCAGGGAGCUUUGUAAUUCCUUGCACCAUUGGAGAUGUCACUAUUCAGAGAGCCUUGUGUGAUCUUGAACCUAGGGUUGUUGAGGAUUUACUUGUGAAAGUAGUGCCAUUUAUUUUUCCUGCUAAUUUUGUUAUAUUGGAUGUGGAAGAGGAUAAAAAGUCCUCUAUUAUUCUUAGAAGACCCUUUUUGGCUACAGGUAGAGGUUUGAUUGAUGUGCAAAAGGGUGAAUUAACCCUGACGGUCAAUGAAGAACAGGUGGUCCUUAAUGUAUUUAAAGCCCUCAAACACCCUAAUGAUUCUGAAGGGUGUAUGAGAGUUGAUGUUGUUGAACCACUUAUUCGAGAGGUACUAGAAGCCGAGGUACUUGAUCAUAUUCUAGAUACUCUCUCUGAGUAUGAAUUACUUGAGAUUGAUGAUUCACCACCCCAGAAGAACUUGGUGAAAAUGACUCAUAUACAGUGA